AUGUCGUGUGUGAAGGUUACACAUGCAAACCCUAAGGCAUUACAAAAGGACGUCAAUGCAAUGUUCAAAACAAUGCAGACUGAGUGGACUAGCAUCCAAGCAUGUACAGUCCUUGAGGGAAUGUAUAUUGCGGUUCAGGGUGAUGUUGAACAAUACCACGAGCCAAAACUUGUUUACACAGCCAAGGUCGGGUCAUUUAUCAAAGAUGUUCUCAGCAUGGAGCCAAAGCGCUUUGUGCUUAAAGUCGAGUCCUGGGUAGUGGGAAAUUUUGAUACUGCUGGCACAGCCAGCCAACAACUGUCAUUGACAAAACUUAUUAGCCUGUGCCGCCAGCACAUCCAGGACGGACUUGAUAUUAUUCUUCCUACUUUGAGUCAUCCACCAAAAAAGAAGGUUAAAAUGAAUUACAAUAAUUAUGAAGGCAAGAUUGUGAAAACUUAUGGUGUUGCACUGGAAAAUUUUCCUGGCACUGUUCAAAAUCCUGGAAAGAUUGGGUGUUGUGAAGACUUGAUCAAGCUAUAUGACUUACUUUUCAAAGGAGCAUGCUCAUGGACGAAGCUCACAAGCGAUAAGCUUAUGGAACACAUUGCCAAGAACAAGGAACACUAG
Messenger RNA from Suillus discolor, 609 nucleotides. RefSeq lists its product as uncharacterized. The record is from RefSeq and is a predicted model, not a curated record. The transcript is spliced from 4 exons. NCBI's taxonomy places the organism in Eukaryota, Fungi, Basidiomycota, Agaricomycetes, Boletales, Suillaceae. Bases 1 to 609 code for a protein of 202 amino acids.